GGGAGAGCGGACAGAGGGAACGCGGGGUCCGGGGAGAGCGGACAGAGGGAACGCGGGGUCCGGGGAGAGCGGACAGAGGGAACGCGGGGUCCGGGGAGAGCGGACAGAGGGAACGCGGGGUCCGGGGAGAGCGGACAGAGGGAACGCGGGGUCCGGGGAGAGCGGACAGAGGGAACGCGGGUCCGGGGAGAGCGGACAGAGGGAACGCGGGGUCCGGGGAGAGCGGACAGAGGGAACGCGGGGUCCGGGGAGAGCGGACAGAGGGAACGCGGGUCCGGGGAGAGCGCGGAUAUAGUGAAUGCGGGGUCCGGGGAGAGCGGAUAUAGUGAAUGCGGGGUCCGGGGAGAGCAGAUAGAGGGAAUGGGGGGGGGGGGGGGGGGGGGGGGGGGGGGGGGGGGGGGGGGGGGGGUAUAUUUGGGUAAAUCCGGG
This is a messenger RNA of Staurois parvus, 429 nucleotides long. The record is from the annotation of a GenBank genome assembly. NCBI's taxonomy places the organism in Eukaryota, Metazoa, Chordata, Amphibia, Anura, Ranidae.